Molecule: messenger RNA, 1509 nt
Organism: Alternaria ethzedia
Lineage: Eukaryota; Fungi; Ascomycota; Dothideomycetes; Pleosporales; Pleosporaceae
Exons: 3
Coding region: 1-1509 (502 amino acids)
Source: RefSeq, a predicted model, not a curated record
AUGCAGUACCGCGAGUUUGCCGAUAGCGUGCUGCCGCUUGCCGACAAAGGACACUACCAUCCGUCACAGCAGGUGCCCAAGCGCUCACGGGGUGACGACGACGAAGAACCGGAGCCGAAGCGAUCACGGACUGAUGCCGGUGGUGCCGAAAUCGAUAAGAUGAGGGCGGACAUGUAUGCUCUCCGGGCCGAGAAUGAGCGGCUCAAGACUGAGAACGAGCAGCUUAAGGCUGAGACUGAGAGGCUCAGGGAUGCGAGUCGUACUUCUGCUCCUUUCGUCAAGAAGGAAGAAGUCGACGAGCAUGAUUUCAACGCUCUUAGCGAAGAGUUCGACAGACUCGUUGAUGAAGAGCUUGCUCGAAUAAGUCGCUACGUCAACGUUUGUCAUCCGAUUCUUCGUGCCUGCCCCGACGAGCGUGAUUACCAAGUAGCGCGCACACAUCAUCAGUUCAUUUCGACAAAGUGGCUGCAACCCCAUACCAUUCACGUCAACAAGAUGGCGUCCGACCUGCCAGAGGUGCCUGAUGCACCCAACGUGUUUCUUGAAGCACUGCAAGACGAAGAGAUUGCCGAUAUGCUUCAAUACGAAGCAGACCGACGCAGAGUGAAAGGAAGUCGGCCUGCCAUGCACGAGGAACCUCUGCGGGUUCGUUCCAUUGCCGCUUCAACUGUUCUUGCUGCUGACACAGAAGAGUCAGCAACUGGUAAUCAACUCACUAAUUUUGGAAUGAAGGCAGAGGUGCUAACACUCCAAGAAGAUCUUGCCGUACCUCGAAAGACACUGCCAACGAAGGGCGCAGGGAAACGGCGAGCCAGUGCCGAACGCUCUUUGAGCAAGCGAGCAAAACGUCAGUCGCGACGCUCUCGAGAAGGCGAGUGCCCGUUCGCCAGCGAUGCCGAACCCGAAAGCUCCGUGCCUGCGACUGCCUCUUCGAGACUUCUUGCAGAGGAAUACCCCAUCGCGAUACUGCCUCAGGAUAGCGAGUGCCCGUUUGCCAGCGAUGCCGAACCCAACUUCUCCGUGCCUGCGACUGCCUCUUCGGAACUUCAUGCCAAGGAAUACCCCAUCGCAAUACUGCUGCCUAUUCAGGAUGGUCGCAACGUCGUCAUACGCAACGGCAUUCCUGCCCAGCUCACGAAACUGCUUCGCGAUGAAGUCAAAAAAUGCCUUACGACCAAAUUCUGCAUCAGAGCUUGGAACGAUGCCGACCAUGAAGAUAACGCUCUUUGCAUGCUCACCGCGGCCUAUGGAUUUAUCCGCUCCUAUCUUGUCCCGAAGGGUCAAGGGGCGUCCAGAGCGUGCGUUGUCUGCUGCACAAGUCCCGGAGAGAGCGGCCCAAUCGCCCCAAGGCCUUGCGUCAUGCUACGGGCGGAUGCAAAGGGGGAGUACAUACUAUGUCUGCCCUUGCCAGAGUAUUUGCGAGUGGGAAAGGGGUGGAAAGAGAGGGGUUUCUGGGUGAAUGAGACGCCACGAGGUCCUUUCCCCCGGUUCGAUGCUUUGCGCGCGUGA